AUGGUCAAGAGGUUCAGAGUGGCAGUCUUAGAAAAGUUUGUCACAUCUUUGGAGAAAGAUGUGAGGCCAAAACCAAUUUCUUCAGCUGGUUUGGCAACCACAUCAAAGGCUAGAGUGAAGGAUGGUGGUAAGACAAACCCUGCAGCCAAUGCUAGUCAAUCUCAGCUAUUGAGAGCACUUGGUGUGAGAGUGUAUAGGUACACAAAGGAAGAAAGGAGAGAUAUAAUUCUUAUGUACUUGAUGAAACGAACAAAUAGAGCAGGCAUAAAAAGGCCUACCAAGGUUCCUUCAAGAUUCCAAGAAGACAAGGAAAUUACAGAAGUGGUAUCACAUGCUCCCACAGAUGAUGCAUUAAAUGCAGGUGGAGAGCCAAAAGUUGGAAUGGUUUUCUCAAAUGAAGUUAAGGCAUAUGAGUUUUACAUUAGGUAUGCUGGAACUGUUGGUUUCAGUGUUCGGAAAGGUUGGUGGGAUAAAUCUGCUAGGAAUGUUACUAGAUCUAUAGUUUAUGUGUGCUCAAGAGAAGGGUAUCGUCCAACCAACAUAACAAAUGAGGCCAAGAAAACAGGAUCAGAAACAAGAACUGGUUGCCCUGCACGUUUGGCAAUCAAAAUUACACCUGACGGCAAAUAUUGUGUGAUUGAAUUUGUAGCUGACCAUAACCAUCAGCUCACAGCUCCCUUAGAUAUUCAAAUGUUGAGGUCACAAAGGCUGUUAGCUAAGUUUCAGACUGGAGGCCGACAAGGUGCCAGUCAAAUUCCUGCUAGUUGCAAAAAUUAUCUCAGAUCAAAGCGUAUGAAGAACAUGCAGAGUGGUGAUGCAGGUGCUUUGAUGGAGUAUUUGCAAAAGAUGAAAGGGGAUAACCCAUCUUUCUUUUAUGCCGUACAAGUUGAUGAAGCCGAGCAACUGACAAAUGUUUUCUGGGCAGAUCCAAAAUCCAUCAUGGAUUACCAUUACUUUGGUGACAUAAUAUGUUUUGACACAGCCUAUCAAAUAAAUGAUUAUGACCGACCCUUGGUGCUGUUCACUGGUGUUAAUCAUCAUAAACAAAUAAUUAUUUUUGGUUCUGCAUUCCUGUAUGAUGUAAGUUUAGAAUCCUUUAAAUGGUUGUUGGAGACUUUCAAGAACACAACGGGUGGAAAACAGCCAAAGACAAUUUUAACAGAUCAGUUUUCAGCAAUCAGUGAUGCAAUUGCUGCUGCAUGGCUUGGCACAACUCACCGUCUUUGUGCAUGGCACAUAUAUCAGAAUGCCAAAAGGUACCUUCGUCAUGCUUUCCAAGGCUAUGAAACUUUUGCAGAUGAUUUUGGCAGAUGCAUGUAUGACUUUGAGGAGGAGCAGGAAUUCCUUUCUGCAUGGGAGGUAAUGCUGGAAAAGUAUGAUCUAAGAGACAAUGAAUGGUUAGGUCAGUUGUAUGGAAAAAAGAAGUGGGCGUUGGUCUAUGGACGUCAAGUUUUUUCUGCAGACUUAACAAAUACACUACGGAAUGAGAACUUGCACAGUGUUAUGAAUGAAUUCUUGACACCAGAGAUUGAUCUUUUGCCAUUUUUAAGGCAGUAUGAAAAGUUAUUAGAAGAGCAAUGA
This is a messenger RNA of Musa acuminata AAA Group (dessert banana), 1581 nucleotides long. RefSeq names its product protein FAR1-RELATED SEQUENCE 5-like. Bases 1 to 1581 code for a protein of 526 amino acids. The record is from RefSeq and is a predicted model, not a curated record. Lineage: Eukaryota; Viridiplantae; Streptophyta; Magnoliopsida; Zingiberales; Musaceae. The transcript is spliced from 3 exons. Gene Ontology annotation, biological process: regulation of DNA-templated transcription.